CUGACACCGGAAUUCACGCAGCGGCUGAAUAACAAAAUCAGGGAGCUGCUACAGCAGAUGGAGAAGGGCCUCAAGUCCGCCGACCCGCAUGACUGCACCGCGUACACUGGCUGGACAGGUAGUGCCACUCCAUUUAGUGAGCACUAGUUUUGCUCCAGUGCCUGCCAGAAGGAGCAGAAAUACUAAUCUCUGCAGCAGGGGCAAGAAGCAAAAAACUUGGACAUCUGAGAAACUACAGAGAAAAAGGUCCAGUAAUAAACAACCAACAGGAAAAAGCCCAGACAUCUUUGGCAGUAGCAGGCCACAGCUGGCCACUGUAUGGCAGUUCUGCUUGGAAACAGUCAGAGGUCACAAAAUUAGGUCACAUUUCCAAUUGGGACACUGAACAUCAGACCUCCAGGGCACACAGAAAUGGAGCUGAUCCACAGCCUACCUAGCUCCAUAUGUCUGGUGAUGCCAUGUUUGUAUACCACUUAAAGCAUGCCAAACACCCAGUCAGUCACAAACCUACCCAGUCGGCUGGGGUGAGGAAUAUUGGAGAGGGAGUGAGGCAGAGCUGUGGAAGAGCUUCUGCAGAGCAGCACUGCCUUAACUGAACCAAGGUCACAAUGUGGAUACUCUUGUCUCUGACCUGCACUGCCUCUGAAAUACUCUCCUUGCACCUUGGCACACAGGUUGAUACCAUCUAUCCCCACCAAGGUGACUGUAUUUUGUAUUCCUCUGCAUACACCUGUCAACAUUGCCUCUUCAUGCUUGUGCCUGCUCUCCUCUGCUGCCUUCUCCCCACAGAGGCCCACACAUGGCAACAGAGGGACCAGCAAGCUGAAGGCAGCACUGCUUGCACCCUUCUGAUCAGUUUGGGAAUAAGGAGUUCCUUGAGGAAUUGUGUUGAUUUGGCAUGGCCUGAUUUUUGGUAGCAGGGAGAGGCCACAGGGGUACCUUCUGUGAGGAGCUGCUGGAAGCUUCUACCAUGUCCAGCAGAGCCAGCCCCUGAUGGCUCUGAAGAUGGACACACUGCUGGCCCACUUACAGAGGCUGGUAACUCCUCUGUGAUGACACACUUAAGAAGAAAAUCAAAACCGUGCACACAGUUUUUCCCCAGGGGUGGGGAGGCACCGUGGCUGCUGCCAUGCUGGCACAGCCUGUGGCAAUACAGCGCUGUGGCUGAAAGGGCAGGGCUGGGGUGCCGGCUUCUCCUUCCCUGCACCCCACGUGUACGGAGAUGUGAGCUGAACAGAGAGACUAUGGAUCACACCUUAUGUACCUGUGGAACCUGCAAACCUUGCUUUUAUUUUUUAACACCUCUCCACAUGAAGAAAGGCGUUAAACAGCCCCAGCGCCGCCACAGCCGCCACUGCCCAUGUGACAGCGGCAGGGCUGCCUGGCUGGCAGUGGAAACAGGAUGAGCAAUUAAUUCCCUGGCAUGGAACCUAGAUGAGAUCAGCUUCUCAGUGCUAUAGGAUCCUGCAGGAAUCUUUGAAUUGGUGGAACUUGUUGACAGUGGUACCUACAAGCAGCAGUUUUUCUUCUAGUUAGAAAGGAGGAGGAAGUGAAGACAUGUGGGCGAAAACAUGGCGGCACCAAGGACGGCGGAAAGAAAGGAGGAGGUGCUCCAAGCACCAGAGCAGAGAUUCCUCUGCAGGCUCUGGCAUUGCUUUGCUGUAUUUGCACCUGUUUGAUGUGUAUGGAGACCCAGCCUACCUUCAGGUGGCCCAUGAGUACGUGAAGAAGAGCCUGAGGUGCUUGACCAGGCGAUCCAUCACUUUCCUGUGUGGUGAUGCCGGGCCCCUGGCAGUGGCUGCUGUCGUCUACCACAAGCUGCAGAACCAGAAGCAGGCAGAAGACUGCAUCAUCCGUUUGCUGCACCUACACAAGGCUGACCCACGAGUGCCAGAUGAGCUCCUCUACGGGCGCAUGGGCUAUCUCUCUGCACUGAUAUUUGUGAAUAAGCACUUCGGAGAGGAAAAGAUCCCUCAGAGUCACAUUCAGCAGGUCUGUGAAGCAGUUGUAGCCUCAGGAGAGAGCUUAGCCAGAAAGAGGAACUUCACAGCAAAGAGCCCACUGAUGUUUGAGUGGUACCAGGAGUACUACGUAGGAGCAGCCCAUGGUUUGGCUGGCAUCUACUACUAUCUCAUGCAGCCUGGCUUUGGAGUGAGCCAAGUAAAGCUGCACAACGCAGUCAAGCCCAGCGUGGACUAUGUCUGCCAGCUCAAGUUCCCAUCUGGGAAUUACCCUCCCUGCAUCGGUGACACCAGAGACCUCCUCGUCCACUGGUGCCAUGGAGCACCAGGUGUAAUCUACAUGCUUCUCCAGGCAUACAAGGUCUUUGGGGAGCAGCAGUACCUGAAUGAUGCCCUGCAGUGUGCAGAAGUGAUCUGGCAGUAUGGGUUACUGAAGAAAGGCUAUGGGCUGUGCCAUGGCACAGCUGGCAAUGCUUAUGCCUUCCUGGCACUGUACAACCUCACUCAGAACAUGAAAUACCUCUACAGGGCCUGCAAGUUUGCAGAGUGGUGUUUAAGCUAUGGGCAGCAUGGGUGCCGGACUCCAGACACACCAUUCUCUCUCUUUGAAGGAAUGGCUGGAACAAUUUACUUUCUUGCUGACCUGCUGGUGCCUACCAAGGCCAAGUUCCCUGCAUUUGAACUCUAAAUCUGAAUCCUGCGUGGCAGUUUGCUGCCCUGUAUCCUUCUGCACUUGGAAAUGCAGUUCAAGGCUGCUUUCUCCUUUUUCCAGACUCACCGUUGUUCGCCUAACUGAACGUAAAUCCAAUCCUCCUGAGGGCAUGCUGAGUUCUCUAACAUUUCUAGUUGUCUCAUUAUAUUGUUUAGUUUAAAAGACAUACUGCAGGCUUUGCUGGUGUCCCUUAAAAACUCAGGGCUGCAGGUGGGAGCAGGGAGAACUGUACAGUAUUUGGUUGGCUACAGAGUUUUGCUAUUUCCUGUAUCCCAUUUCCUGGGAAGAAAUUUUCUAUUGAAUGUAACCUGGGCUAUUUAACUUCUUUUUGUGCUAACAAACAGUUGCAGGAAUUUAGCUGCCUUUGGAGGACAACAGAUGGAAAACUGAGACUAUUGCCCUGGAAGUUGUUUUCAAGUGUUUUCUUUUUGAGCACCCAGAGAGCAGAUGGUUCAGUAUCUUGGCUGUGCCACGUGAAGUGAAUGUGAUGGACUGUGGAGUCUUAUGUAUAUUUUAAAUAUCAUAUUGCGACUGGCAGAGCUGGAACUGACAUGCCAAAGGCUUGUCCUGAGUUUGCACCUAUCUGCUCUAAAGGCAAAGGCUCUUCUGUGCAUUUGUUCCAGUGACAGACAAGUAAUCCACUGCCAUAUUACAUUAAACCUUGUUAUUCCAUUGGUCUUUCAAUGGCAAACUCCAGUCCAAAAGUGAGCUAAGCAUGCUUGCUUUUGUGGUCUCUUCUUGUUAGCUUUGAGAGUUUAUUUUGCAGUCUUUAUUUAAAUUUGUGUAUUAGGUGGUGCCAGGUGCCCACCAGCAGCAACAAAGGGAAAAGAAAUGUAUGCCACUGAGUUCUGACAGUGUUUAACCUAUUAGCUGUAUAGAUGUUAUUUACAUGUUUUCUUUUAUAAGCUUUCCCAAACCUGGAUAAUUUGAGUCACUUGAUUGCCUUGCUACUGCUUGUUGUAGUUUGAUUUGCAGCCACUCAUCUACCCAACUGGAAAAUCUGCACUAGGUUAACUGGCUUUGAUGUGUCAGGCAGAUGGGGUACCUGCAGGGAAAUCUGCUUUUCCAUCCUUAGCUGAUGCUGCACCAGUUCACAGAAAUUUGGGACCUGGCUCUGUAAACCACUUUCUUAGCACUGAGCAUGAGCUAAACACUGAGCUCAGGGAAGUUUACAGAUGUAGCCACACAGCUGUGUGCUGUUUGAGAGCAGCUCCUCAGGCUGCACCAAUGUGGCCGUGGGUUUUGAUAUUUCAAGGCCUGAGCUGCUGAGUGCCUCAAGUCCCAGAAGAGCAGGGGAGAAAUAGCAGGGCAGCAGAGCCACUCUCCUGGACCAGCAAUGGCAAAGCAGGACCACCAGAGCUGGCAGGGUUAUGCUCACACGUGCCUGAAUGCAGGGCAGCUGAGCCCAGAGGCACAGGGAGCUCCAUGAGAACCUCCUCCAGGCAAGGAGCAGAAACCAGCUCUGGAAGGCCGAUUUGUUUCCUCAAAGCCCACACUCACGCUGCCCUCAAAGGUUUCUGAAAGUCCAUCAAAAGACAGCCUGAAUUGCAGAAAAGCUCAUCUUGAGGGUGGGCAUCCCUGUCAGAAGGCUCAGGCUCCUGUGAACAGAGCAGGCAUCCCCUGUCAUUCACAGGACCCAAGCAGCACAGGGAGGUGACUGGGAAGCAGAGGGCAGUUGCCUAAUCAAACAGCAUUUGAAGUUACCUCCCGGCUUGGCUGGUGUGAUGGCAGUGCAGGGACACUGCUCUGAGCCUGGGUUUCUCCUGGGCAUCACUUCUCUAAAAGGAGAUGGUUUAUGCAGCCUGGGUCGUGGUGGCAUGAGAGCAUGAUGUCCCAAGGUUUGUGCACUGAUCAGGGGAGCAUCAGGGUCUUGUGUACAACUGUUGAGUGGAGCACUGUCUAAUAAAAAUGCUGAAACAA
This is a messenger RNA of Pyrgilauda ruficollis (rufous-necked snowfinch), 4593 nucleotides long. It is a transcript of the gene LANCL1, whose product is annotated as LanC like 1. Gene Ontology annotation, biological process: carbohydrate metabolic process; peptide modification. Lineage: Eukaryota; Metazoa; Chordata; Aves; Passeriformes; Passeridae. The transcript has 10 exons. Gene Ontology annotation, cellular component: plasma membrane. The record is from RefSeq and is a predicted model, not a curated record. Bases 1558 to 2649 code for a protein of 363 amino acids.